UUUGUAUAUCGCAUUCUGCUCGUCCUAAAUCUCGUUUACGACGCACAAAACAUAGCUAGAGCGAUUUCUCAGAUCUGCUAGAUUCACGACAUACCAGACAUAAUGGCCUCUCAGCUUCUCCCCCUUGAGCUUAUCGACAAGUGUGUUGGCUCCCGGAUCUGGGUUGUCAUGAAGGGUGACAAGGAGUUCUCCGGAACCCUCCUCGGCUUCGACGACUACGUCAACAUGGUUCUGGAGGAUGUUACUGAAUUCGAUUACACUGGUGCCCAGAUUAAGCUUCCCAAGCUUCUCCUUAACGGCAACAACAUCUGCAUGUUGAUCCCUGGCGGAGAGGGCCCUGGAAGCGCAUGAGUCGUGUCUAGGUUAAUGGAAAUACGAUGAGAAGAAAGCUCUGCGUUAAUGAUACCGAAUGCGACGACAUGAAAAAACCUAUAGAUUGAAUCAAUCCCAUUAAUAUUGGGGCAUAUCAUUUUCACAUACCAAAUUUGCAGUCUAUGAGAGAGGUGGAAGUCUUCAUACUCAUGCUCUACUCAUGGGGAAGCAGGAUUGAAUACUAUUUUCACGCUUACAACCUGCAUGCCGGUGAAAUGUCCUUCCCUAUCGACCGGAACUUCAAGCUUACUGUGCGCGUUUCGAGUGUCAUGCAGAGGAAAUUCUCAAACCCCGAGAGAAUGUGCCGUUAACCCUCGCUCUACCACAAUAACGCGAUGAACAAUUUCGAGCACUGUGCUCUACUAAACCAUUGGCGCCCUGUUCGACCCAAUUACUCAAUUGAAAUUUCAAGCUCAAACCCCCUCACGAGCGGACAAUGACCAUUACAAUCUAACAAACGCAGCGAUCAUGCAAUGACAUAUUCAAGCGUCACAGAUCUAUACGAGUCCAUUAGUGUCCUAUCAAUUUCAAUUACGCAAACGACACCUCCAUCUAAUCCCUCAUAAGCGGACAAUUAACCGAUACCUAUCACCAAAGCUUGCCAAUGCUUCUGGACCACCGUCUCAAUGCAGACAGACCGGUCCCCUCCAAUCGCUACCUUACCCCUCUACACGCCGAGGCACGACUAGCCUCGAUAACCAAACGCAAAAUGCCAGCAGACGCCACGCCACCCGACCCUGACUUCUCUGAAUUAAGUGAACUCAAGGACAUACUCUCGCCGAGCCGCGCACUACUGUCCAGC
Molecule: messenger RNA, 1174 nt
Organism: Penicillium brasilianum
Lineage: Eukaryota; Fungi; Ascomycota; Eurotiomycetes; Eurotiales; Aspergillaceae
Source: the annotation of a GenBank genome assembly